UUUGGCAUGAAUAAGCAGCUUAACACUAACAAGAAAGUUACGCUUACAACACAACCAGUGGUUACUUACUAGUACUUUGAAAUUCAUCAUACGCUCUAACCGUAUGGGAUAUCAGUUUGCAGGCAAGUCAACACACAACUUCACUGAAAACAAUUUUUUCAGGAAAAGUGAACAUACAAACAACACCAUGCCGAUCCUACCGGACGCGAAUGAGGACUUCGAUGACAAGCUGACCUUCUGGGUGAACGGGAAGCGUCAUGUUGUUCAAAAUCCAGAUCCAGCCAUGACCUUGAACGAGUGGCUUCGUUCCCAGCGUGGGCUGACGGGGACAAAGGUCAUGUGUAGGGAAGGAGGGUGUGGCUGCUGUGUUGUCAUGGUGACGCAUUCAGAUCUGACCAAUGGAGGAGCAUGUUCUUAUUCCUUAAAUUCGUGCCUGUGCCCUCUGUGCAGUGUGGAUGGCUGGAGCAUCACCACGGUGGAGGGCCUUGGGGGACAGAAGGGCGGCUUUCAUCCCAUCCAGCGCCGCCUAGCAGACUUCAGCGGCAGUCAGUGUGGGUACUGUAGCCCCGGGAUGGUGGUCAACAUGUAUGGGUUGCUGAAUAAGAAGCCGCUACCCAACAAGCAAGAGGUGGAAAACCACUUCAAUGGGCACAUCUGCAGAUGUACAGGUUACAGACCCAUACUAGAUGCCAUGAAGUCUUUUGCUGUCGAUGCAGAUCCAGAGAAGGGCGGAUGUAUUGACAUUGAGGACCUCAACAAACACCCCUGCCCCAGUGCGGGGGAGGCGUGCAACGGUGCCUCUGCCAAUGGCAAUGGUGUGAACGGCACAAGUACAGGCUCCCUGAGGUGUUGCCAACAUGGAGUUACCUGGUACCGUCCCACCUCCCUGGCGGAGUUGUACAGCCUGUUGGAGCAGCACAGUCAGGACAAGUACAAACUGGUCUGUGGGAACACAGCAGCAGGUGUUUACAAGGAUGAUGGUCCUUACUCCUGCCUCAUCGACAUCAAAGCUGUGCCUGAUCUGUACAACUGUCAGGCUGGCCCGCCGUUGGUGGUUGGCUCUGCUGUGAGCCUGUCUGCCGUGGUGGAUCUGCUGCGAGCCAGUUCUGACCGGUCUCCGUCCUACAGCGUGCUGGCUGACCAUCUGUGCAAGGUUGCUAAUGUAUCCGUCAGAAACGUUGGUAGUUGGGCUGGAAACCUCAUGGUGAAACAUGCCCACCCAGAAUUCCCUUCAGAUGUCUUCACAAUCAUGGAGGCUGCGGGGGCGAAAGUCACCAUAGGAAACAAAGACGAAUCGCAGAGAAUGGCACUCAGUGACUUUUUGGGAACUGCAAUGAAUGGCAAGGCGAUUCAUUCGCUGGAAAUUCCGGCCGGAAAGCCUGAAGAUGUGUUCCGUACUUACAAAGUCGCUCCUCGGUCUCAGAAUGCCCAUGCGUACGUCAACGCUGGCUUCAGGAUGACACUGGACCGUAAGAGUGACGUAAUGGUGGUCGCAAAACCGUGCAUUGUGUUUGGCGGCAUUAACAAGACCAUGGUACAUGCCUCUGCCACUGAAGACUUUCUGGUUGGAAAGAGGAUCACGGAUGCUGACACACUGAGAGGAGCCCUCGCCGUACUUCAAGCAGAACUGGUGCCGGAUGAGUCUGCUCUCCAGUCUGUACAGUACACAAAACAACUGGCCAUGGGACUCUUCUAUAAGUUUUACCUGUCUGCCGUUGGGAAGGAAAGCCUGACAGAGCAGGUUUGCUCGGCGGCAGACUCGCUCGCACGUCCGGUGUCCCGCGGAGAGCAGCACUUCCAGACUAAGGAGUCCGAGUGGCCUCUCAGGCAGCCCAUGCCUAAAACAUCGUCCAGGGUGCAGGCAUCUGGAGAAGCCAUCUAUAUCAACGACAUGCCUGCUAUGCCUGGAGAAGUCUAUGCUGCAUUUGUGACUUCGACUGUCGCCAACUGUAAACUAGGCAACAUGGACUUUUCACAUGCCAUGGAAAUGCCAGGAGCAGUUGCAUAUCUGACAGCCGGAGAUGUCAGAGGAGAAAACAACUAUAAUCUGCCAUCAUCCCCCGUAGCUGAGAUUUUCUCCAGCGACGAGGUGUCGUAUGCAGGUCAACCGGUGGCUCUUGUCAUUGCAGACACCCAGGUCCACGCUGACGCCAUGGCCAAAGCUGUCCAGGUUACCUACACCGACAUGAAACCCCCCAUCCUCACCAUCCAGGAUGCCAUUACUGCAGAAUCCUUUCACCCGGAUGUUAUGGAAGUGGUAAAGGGAGAUCCGAAAGGUGCCCUAGCUGCAGCUCCUCAUCGUAUCUCUGGAGAGGUGUCGUGUGGUUCUCAGUAUCACUUCUACAUGGAGACCCAGGUGUGCCGCUGUACUCCAACUGAGGAUGGGAUGGACGUCCAGUCUGCUACCCAGUCUAUGGACUCAGUCCAGGCAUCUGUGGCACAGGUGACGGGAAUGUCAGCUCACAGAGUGCAUGUGUCUGUCAAGAGAGUGGGAGGAGCGUUUGGAGGAAAGGGCCCAGCGUCCAUGCUGCCAGCUGCUGCCUGUGCUGUGGCUGCUCAAAAUCUCAACAGGACUGUACGCUUGAGCAUGAGCCUUGAUGCAAACAUGGAAGCCAUGUCGAAAAGAGCACCCUAUCUUGUGAAAUAUGAGGUUGGUUUUGACGAUGAGGGAAGGCUGCUUGCAAUGGUGUACAAUCUGUACGAAGAUAAUGGAUAUUCGGUCCACCUGUCUUUUAUGUAUCUUCUGCCAAUGUCGGUUGAAAAUGUGUACUAUUGCCCAAACUGGCAACUCACGGGGCAGACCUGUAAAACCCACACUGCUCCGACAACCUACACAAGAGCUCCAGGGUUUAUCGCAGCUCACUUUUGCAUGGAGCACAUCAUCGAACACGUGGCCAAGACCCUGAAUAAGGACCCUACAGACAUACGCAGGAUCAACAUGUUUGAAAAGGGACAGACCAUUCUAUCCGGAGACGUUUUGUCUGACUGCAACAUCACUCAGUUGUGGGACGACCUCUUGACAUCGGCACAAAUCAAACAACGACAGCAGGAGAUAGAGGUCUUCAACAAGGAAAAUCGUUGGAAGAAGAGGGGCUUGUCUGUGGUUCCUUGUCGAUAUCCCUUCUUCCCAUCCUUAGUUCGUUUCACGGUUUUUGUGGCGAUCUACCACACCGACGGGUCCGUGGUCAUCACACAUGGCGGCAUUGAGAUGGGACAGGGCGUGGAUACAAAGGUGAUGCAGGUGGCAGCCGCCACCCUGGGCGUUCCCAUGGAGAUGGUCCACACAAUGUCCACCAACUCUCUGUCCAGUCCCAACAGUGGCGACUCAGGAGGAAAUGUCACCAGUGAACUGAACUGCCAGGGAGUGCUUGAAUGCUGCCGGAGGCUGAAUGAACGGAUCAACCCCAUCCGACAGGAGAUGGGCGGAGCUCCAAAAUGGACAGAACUCAUCAACACCUGUCACAGUAAAGGAGUGGACCUGUCCGAGAAAUACAUGGAGCAUCAUCCACUUCCGACUCUUCGCCCUACGUACAACAAUUACGGGGUGACCUGCACGGAGUUGGAGCUGGAUGUUCUGACAGGGGAGCGAGAAAUCACCCGGUCUGACAUUCUGUUUGACUGUGGGAAGAGUGUGAAUCCUGAGCUGGACAUAGGACAAGUUGAGGGAGGGUUCGUGUUCGGGCUGGGCUACUGGCUGACGGAGAAGUGUGUGUACGACAAGGAGACAGGGAGGCUGCUGACCAACGGAACAUGGGAAUAUAAGCCUCCUGCAACCAAAGACAUCCCAGCGGAUCUCCGAGUUACCCUGUUACCAAACUCAUUUAACCCGUACAACGUGAUCAGGUCUAAAGGUGUAUCUGAGCCAGUACUGCUGAUGUCCUGCUCCGCCAUGUUUGCUCUGAGACAGGCUAUCCAGAGCGCACGGGAGGACUCCGGCAAUGGGGCUGACUUCUUUCCCCUGAAUGGCCCUGCCACUGUGGAGACUUGUCAUGAGGCCUGUCUUGUGGACUCGUCCAACUUCACUCUGUAACAGCCCACCCGUGAUCACUAGUGGGCCUCUGUAAUCUUCAGUACACAGACGUGUAUCAGGGUGUUCCUUGUGCAGAAAUAUAGCUGAUUUCCGAGUACAUCUUACUCUUGUCUAGAAGAGCAUUCAAUCUCGGGGCAAGAGUAGACAUCCCGAUGACAGCGUGAAAAACGUCGACGCCUGAAGAGAUCUGAAGAGAACUAAGUCAAGUGAAAUUUUGAUUGCACAAUUGUCGCAGGCACAAUGUAGGGCAAAGUAAUAUGUACGUUGUAUUUUUUUUUGUAUUAGGCAACUGGUUAUGAAUUAACACAUGUAUGUACAACAUAGACCAAAGCGUUAUAACAGACUACUUAAAACUUACAUUAAUCUAGUAUAAAUUAGACAUAAUGACCCAUGAAGAUAACUAAUGUUCCAGCAGCUGCAGGGGGCUAGUAACUCCCUUGUACAUCUCACAAUACAUUUGAGCAUUGUCCUUUAACAUCUUAGAAGUGUCUGAGGAAAUGACUCAUGAUGACUAGAUAGUGAAGCCAUGUAGUUAGUAGUAAUGGUUUAUUGAGUACACACAGUUCACAUUAUCAAAAUAAUUAGCAACUCAUAGUACACUGUAAUGGGUUGAAUUGCAGUACUGACAAUUACAUACUAGUAGUUGAACAUCAGCAGAAUCAGAACAUCAAGAAUAAAAGAUUUAUACAUCUAAAAUUAAGUAUAAGCUUCAAGCUUCAAUUUACAAGUUUUAAAAUCAUGUGGCAUUAAGUACAAUAUCAACCAAGUAAAAGAUAACUACGACUUUAUGUUGACCAAACGUGCCAUGUAGUUAAAUGUUCUGAGAAAGUUUAUGUAUAGGUGAUUAGACAAGAUAUAUAUAAGCUUAGGAGAGUAAUGGAACCCUUGAAUCAGUGUUGAAUGCCCGUGGAGACUAGAAAGGGUACAGAGUUGAGUACAGUUCACUGUUGAGUGAGGACGAAUACAGGUCUACGUCUUCAAAA
This is a messenger RNA of Branchiostoma floridae (Florida lancelet), 5013 nucleotides long. Its product is annotated as xanthine dehydrogenase-like. Gene Ontology annotation, molecular function: oxidoreductase activity; iron ion binding; FAD binding. The transcript has 34 exons. NCBI's taxonomy places the organism in Eukaryota, Metazoa, Chordata, Leptocardii, Amphioxiformes, Branchiostomatidae. The coding region runs from base 104 to 4030 and encodes 1308 amino acids. The record is from RefSeq and is a predicted model, not a curated record.